ACCAUUUGACCAUUUCAUGGCAGUGGCACGCAUUUGGGAUUUCGACUUUUCGUGACAGCAUGUCAUUUGCGACGUUUGAUUGAUAAUUUUCUUGGGAUCCAUCAAAUUAGUUUGUUUGAAAGUUAGUUUAGGCGCUAAAUGUUAAUAUUUUAUAAUUUUCACGUUGAAACAAUAUGUGAGUGAUCGAGCCCAUAUUUGGUGUACGCGCCCCGAGACUCCAUUAUGAGUGAUCAAAAAUGUGUAGUUGAAGGCUGCAAUUUGGAAUACGAUGUGGUCUGCAGCUUUUCCUUUUACAAUGUCAACACAUCAGCACAAAGCGAUGACAAGAGGCAGGACUGGAUCGAGGGUGCUAUGCAUGAGGAGAGCGAGUGCCUCUGGAGGCACGUCAGCCUUCAGCUGUGCGGGUAUCACUUCGAGCUGGACGCGCAGGGGCUGUGGAUCGACUCGCCGAUGCUGCCCGAGCUGCUGACCCCGCCCGCCAAGCAGAGCGCCGCCGUACAGCCCAGCGAGCAGGAUAAGAAACUGGCCGAAAUAAUCCGCACGGAGCAUAACUACAGCUGCGAGCCGGCCAAGGAUGCGAACGAGCCCGUCUCGCGUCUCAACGUGCGGCAACUGGUCGACACGCUGGGUUACUUGUCAUUGAAGAACCUGCAGAAGAAACAGCUGUGGGUGGUGAAGGUCGAGACGGACAAGGCAGAAGCUUCCAUCACCCAGUCGGAGCAGGUCAUCACCAAGAUGACUGACCCUAAGCAGAUCAUUGAGAUCGUGCCCCAGACAUCCACAGCCGAGCAGCUGGAGGGGGAGAACUCCAACGAAGUGCUGCACAUCAUGGAGGAUGGCAGCAUUGCUGACAACUUCAUCUACGAGAUAGCUGAGGAGCAAGAGAUCAGUAUGGACGAGGUCAAGGAGAUACCGGUCACAGAGAACAGAUCAUGGACAGUGAAUAUUAUACCCGAAGACCCAAAACCCAAGUAUGCAUACAUCAAGCAUUGCAACACCGGCAAGAAGAAACGACACUUCACUUCUGAGAUGAAUGCUAUCACCCUACAAGGUGACUUCGAGAACUACUACAUCCUACCCGACGUGGACCCCUCGGUGGGGGUCGAGAUCACCACCAGCUACGAGUCGGAGAACUUCAUAGUGGAGGAGUACCCCCACCUCGUGCUGCAGCAGCGGCCUCGCAAGCGUUCCCGCGAAUCGGACCCCGCCAAGCGGGGCCGUAAGAAGAAGAUUGGCUCGCCAUCCGUAAAAGUAAUAAAGGCGGAGGCCAAGACUGAGCUGGACUCGAGCGAGGACUGGCUCAUAGACAACAGCGUCUACGACCAAGACGCCUCCGACGACUACGACGACAAGAAGGCGGCGCGCGUUCGUCGGAAAAAUAAGAAAUAUCUAGGCUACGAUUUCGUUACUUAGUCGGGCUUUUAGUUUUUUUUUUUUUUAAUUUUGUUUCUUUUUUAGUCUUUAGUCUAUGGCCGAGGUUGGGUUGUAUGUGUCCUGCUUGAUGGAAAUAACUAAAUUUUAAAUAUUUUUGAAGAAAAACUUCUUUACGAAUAAUGUAAUUGGGCGAGGCGAAUAGACGGUGAGGUAAAGAGGUUUUACUUUAAUUGUGUAAAAAUCGACAGAACUCGAAAAUGGUUUUACUUUUUUUUAGUCUAUGACGUGGCCGAUUGGGUUGCCUGCGUCCUGUUUAAUAGAAAUGAUUAAUUAAUGCGACAGUUUUGAAAUAUUUUCUACGAAGAAACCAGCCGCUCAAAAAUGUUUUUUAGACUAUUGUCGAGGUUGGGUUGUAUGUGUCCUGCUUAAUGGAUUUAACUAUAUGCAAUAAUUUUUAAACAAAAAAAAACUAACCAACUUGAAAAUGUUUUUUAAAUCUUUGGUCCUCAUCCAUUUGAGGUUAGAUUGUCAAAAUCACACUAAUCAGAAGAAACUUAAUUCAAUUACGCUUUUAGUCCUUAGUCUAUGAUUGGGGUUAGCAUGGCAGUGUCCUGCUUAAUGGAAAUAAAAACUCAGGUUAUGUAUUUUCUUUUUGCAUUAUUUUUCCUUAAGGGAAAAGGCAAAGAUAUUACGCCAGACAGCCAGUUCAUAUAAUUAACAUAAUAUAUAGUCCAUCGUCUGUCAGUCAGUGUUGAGUCAAGUUAUGCAAUGAUUUAGUAAGGCAAAGGCAACGUUACUAAAACUUUUGAGUGUCUUAGGAGAAAAUCGAAUUAAUCUCUCUUAACUUUUUAAAUCUUCACUUCACUUUUUAAAUCUUCACUUCACUUGUUCACGACUUUGUUAUGAAACUCUUAAUGCAGCAAAUCAAUGAAAAUAAAACUAUCGGGUUUUGGUAAAUUAUUUAUUUAUAUUUAAAUUACCGGCAAAGACGUACCGCCAAGCGAUUUAGCGUUCCGGUACGAUGCCGUGUAGAAACCGAAAGGGGUGUGGAUUUUCAUCCUCCUCCUAACAAGUUAGCCCGCUUCCAUCUUAGACUGCAUCAUCACUUACCAUCAGGUGAGAUUGUAGUCAAGGGCUAACUUGUAAAGAAUAAAAAAAAAAAAAAAAAAACGUUAACGUUAGUGAAGUGAAGUGACACAUCCACUGAAUGUCUACUUUGUGUGAAACAUUACAGCGGAAUAAAUUAUCGACAUAUCUCAAAACUCAUUGUCAACCAAUAACAGCUGACUCCAAAUAUCGCUCUCUUUCGCUCCAACACAACGAAAGAGAGAGAUCGAAUGGAUUCGUUCGCUAUUGGUUAACAUUUACCUAUCUCAAGUCUCAAGAUAUACCAUGGUGCGAAUUUACAGUGGAAUUCAUAAACGUUGCAGGGCUACCCCCAGGGGACCAUUCUUCCGCUGAGUGUCGAAUUCUCAAACAUAUAAAGUUCAAAUUUGAUACUCAGCGGGUGAACUAUCCCCUGGGGACGCCCCCACAACGAGCCUCGAAUAUCUCUAACAUCAUACUAUAGAUAGAGAAAGACUGAUCCGAAACUCACACAAUCGAGUUAUAAAACGUUACAGAAUAGUGCUAUUACUGUGUUUUUGAAGUGAUAACUUAUUGCGGUAGGGUAAUACGAUUCGUUACGUAACGCGUUACGGCGCCAAUUUGUCUGAUUUCGGUAGUAGUUCGACAGUAUGUUUAAGUUAUCACUUCUGUCAAACGUCCAGAGACUUUUCUUUUUAAAUAUUUAGACAAUAAACAUUGGCUUGGCAUUUCCAAGACUGUAUUUAAAUAUUUAUAUAUUUUCAUUAAGGAGGAUGCAAAGGUAAAGACAGUCAUGACUACACCUUUCGGAUUGUAUGCUCGUGAAAGUGACACUAUUGGAUUGAGAAACUGAAAGUGAGACAUCAUAGAUGCAUAAAAACAAUGCAUACCCUAAGAAUUCACUAAAUACCUGUAUUGGAGGAGAAGUUGGAAGUUGUCUAUAUUUUUCACUUAUAGAGCUUACCCUAGUUAAAAACCUUGCGCACGCCACUGCAAGAUAUGCCUUAUUUUAUGAAGGUAUUUAGUUUGCGUAUGAUCGUACUAUCUGGACCAUACAAGUCUAGACCUUUGAAACCUGCUUCUUUCUAUUGCUAUCUUUUAAAACCAACAUGGUCAAACACCAUAAUAGGGAUGACAGUUUUUUAAUUUUUUUGUAAAUUUGGGUAUUUCGAUCAUUCCUUUUGGAACUACAGGGAUUUAAAGUGUCAAUUUUGCGGCGCUGCCGCGGAUCUCUAAAAGCGCUCCAUACUAAAAUACAAGAAAGAAUGAGUUUUGAAGAGAUUUUUCAAACGAAAUUACAAAAAUCUUUGUUUUUCGUGCAUUUGAACUUCAUAUAAAAAAAAUGUCGCAUUGAAUGUAAGGAAGUUAAAAAUGUAUAAUUUUUCAUCUAAUUACGAUAAUAUACAGGGUGCUUGGGAGGAUUUCUCAUAACUCUGGAGUUAUUCUUUACCGAAAAUUAAUUAAAAAUGUUCUAAAAUUAAUAUAUUUGGGAGUGAAUAAUAUUUCUUUUGUAAAUAAAUCUUAAAAUGGGCCCCAAAUACGAAUCCUUAAAAUUAUGACAAAUUUUAAAAUGCAGUGAUAGAUAAAAGUUUGUGUUUCAUACUUUGUAUGAAAACCUAAAAAGUUUUUUUUUUUUUUUUAAUUAAAAAAAUAUAAGUUAUGCAGUUUUGCUCCUAUAAGUGGACUCGUCAACACCUUGAAGUUAUGGGAAAUAUGGGAGCACCCUGUAUAUCCCCAUUGGUGAUCAUACUUACCUAUGGUGGAAGCAUAUUUUAAUAAACUUUUAGCCUUCCUAAAAUAAGUAAUAGCAGUUCUCGAUCCAUAUAGUGUCUGAAUGAAGUUGCAGGUAAAAAUAAUUGACUUUAAAAGAAUGGAAUGGAGUUUACUCUUUUAGAUGGACUGUCUAAAUAGUGUAUGUUGUCCCGCAGCAUACACCAUGUACGUCUGAAUACCCACGCCUGAAUAGUGAAAGGUGCGCAACCGAGGUGCAGCACGGUGAAAGGUGCGCAGAAUAGGUUGAAAAAAAAAGUAACGCUGUUCGUUCAUCGAAUUUUACUGCCCAUAUAUGAAAAAUCGAUUUUUAAGGAGUAAACUCCAAAAAUUAUUGCCUUAAUAAUAUCCUACAUACCUGUUUUACGAUUUGAAUCUUGUAGUGUUUAUAUUUUAACAAUCCUAAGCCAAACUAUCACUAUUUUAUUGCAAACUAUGAAAUAGUUUAUAUUAUUUCCACAGAAUAAAGAAUGAUCCAGAAUAAGGCUGUACAAGCAGUGUUGUGAAGCCGGUGAAAUUUAAAUAUAAAAAAUAAAAAAAAACCAAUGUUGAACAAAUUCACAACAUGUGUGUCAUGACAAUUAAACUAACAAGUCAAAAUGUAACCAAAAUAAAGAGGGUAAGUGUACUCUGUUUAUUUUGUUUACAUUUUGUGGUAAAUUUAUCCUGAUUAACAAUUUAACGGUUUCACUUCCGAUAGAAAGAAAGAAAGAAAGAAAAGUUUAUUCAGAAUACACAUCAUACAAAGAAAAGAGAGAAAAAAACAAUAAAUUACAUACAUUAUAAAAUAGAUAAAUAUAUAGGUACCGAUAAAUGACACGUCAAAUUGUAAUCAGUAUUUUCAGUUCACAAUAUGACGGUAGAUUAUAAUAUCACGAGUGAGAUUAUAAUCUAACGUAUUUUACAAUCUAACGGUGACAGAUACAAUUUAAAAAACUGUCUUCAUCCCUAUUCACGGAAAUAACUAGCGCCAUCUAACGUCAACGCCUGACUGAAUCAUUCUGACAAUAGUUGAGUGACGUCAUCCUUCUCAGACUACUCCCAGGGUUCCCAACUUAGGCGUUUUCCCCCCAGAUUUAGGGGGCAAAUAAGUGAAAUGGGAUUUUUUUAGGGGUAUUUUCAGGGAUUUUUUGACUCUUUAAUAUUUUUAAAUUGAUGAUAAUUUUAAUAUUUCUUUCUUGACCUAGCGACUUAUAACGACAUAUAAUACGUUAUUCUACAACCACUCUGAGGCAACUAUAAAUAUAUCUUCUUCUAUAUAUAUAAAAUUAAAUUUCUAUAUAUAUAAAAUUGACCGAAUUGAGAACCUCCUCCUUUUUGAAGUCGGUUAAAAAUAAAUUGCUGUUCGUUAGUCUCGCUAAAACUCGAGAACGGCUUAACGGAUUUAUCUUAUCUUGGUCUUGAAAUGUUCGUGGAGGUAUAGGGAAGGUUUAAAAGGUGAGAAAAAAUCAAAUAAUUACCGGGAAAACCCUAAAAACUGCCCUUUUCUAUUUCCCAUACAAACGUUUAAGAGUCAAGCGGUAGGGGUAGGGUAGGGGUAGAGGUAUAGAAGGGUAGAGUAGGGAUAGAGAAUAAGUGCACUUAUGUCAAAACGAAGCUUGACCGGGUCCGCUAGUAUAAUAUAAAUGUUGACAAUGAAUAAAUUUAAUAUAAUAUAUUGUUAAAUUUGUCAACAUUAUUCAUUGUCAACAUGACAUGAUUUCAAACAAUCUGAAUAAUCAGAUAAAGACAACUCAAUAAUUAAGGCGAUUUUAGGGGUUUUUGACACAACCUUUAGGGAUAAAUAUUUUGAAGAGUUGGUAACACUGACUACUCCCUUCCAACAAUAUCUAUACUAAUACUAGCGGAAGUCCGCGACUUCGUCCGCGUGAAACUCGAUGUAAACUUUCAACUACCCCUACCCCUACCCUACCCCUAUAACAUUGGUUUGUAGUACAUGCUAUGUAUCAGAGAUGGCACUGUAUGUGAAAAAAGAUUUUCCCGCUUUUCUGUUGAUAUUUUUCCUGAAUUUUCUUUGCUAUUAACCUCACGGAGCCCGAGAACUUUCUAACGAAUGCAAAACCGUGGAAAUCGGUUCGUGCGUUCUGGAGUUAUAGCGUCAGGAAGGAAAACCCGACUUAUUUUUAUACAGUAGAUUAUUAAGCUGAAGAGUUUGUUUGUUUGAACGCGCUAAUCUCAGGAACUACUGGUCCGAUUUGAAAAAUUCUUUCAGUGUUAGAUAGCCCAUUUAUCGAGGAAGGCUAUAGGCUAUAUAUUAUCCCUGUAUUCCUACGGAGACGGGAAUUUAUUUAUAUUUAUCACUGAGUUAGCGAAAGUUAAAAUGGACAUAGGAAAUCAGUGAUGGUUUGGUGUUGUAGGUUUAUUUUUAAAUGUCAGAUUUUAAUCAUUUAUUUUUUAUUAGAGUGACUGUUUUGCUUGCGUCACACUUUUUGUUCCACACGUCAUUGUUUGUGACGUCAUAAAAUUAAUUCGAUUUUUACACUAAAUUAAAUUAUUCUUAAUUAUGAAUUUGUAUGGUCGUUAUUUUUUGUAAUAUUUUCAUGGAUCUUUUAAAUUAUUAUUUAUUAUCAACCCAUGUUCGGCUCACUGCUGAGCUCGAGUCGAGCUUUUUAGAAUUAUUGCUAACGAAGAUUAUACCUAAAGGCCUUUAAAUAUAAUCCAAUAUUCAAUAAAAUCCCAAAAUCAGAGCAAAUUCAACCUUAAGGAUUGAGUUUAAGGUUGAAUUUGCAAAUGCGUCUACUUGAAUUGAGUGCCAAGAAGUUGUGUUUGGCGCUCAUUGAGUGGGGACGGUUUUUGGUCGCCGAUUGUGCAUCCACUUUUUAAUAGGAGAUCGAUGCAAAAAUUACACUAUUUAUUGAAGUGACGUCAUAGUGUGACGCAAGCAAUGUACAAGUUGUUAUAUAAAUAUUUUAGUGUGAACCAUGCCUUAGUUUGUAGUAUACUAUAUUGUCACUGUUAUUUUGUAAAGUUAGUUAUCCCAAUACACUAAUAAUAAUGUACUUUUAAAGAUAUAUUAUAUAUAAAUAAUUAAAAGGAAGGAAUGAGUAAAUUGUAUAAAAACGUGGGUAGUUUAUAAUAAUUUGUAAGUAACAAGGAUAUCGGCUGGACUGACUAUGAUUUUAAUCAUGUGAAACGAUAGAUCGAUGUUCAGAAGGAAUUUGUUUGUUAUUUAAAUGCCCAUAAACUAUUACUAGUAAAUAAAAUGUUUAAAAAUAAA
Molecule: messenger RNA, 7447 nt
Organism: Bicyclus anynana (squinting bush brown)
Lineage: Eukaryota; Metazoa; Arthropoda; Insecta; Lepidoptera; Nymphalidae
Exons: 9
Coding region: 223-1413 (396 amino acids)
Source: RefSeq, a predicted model, not a curated record